This is a messenger RNA of Drosophila hydei, 3935 nucleotides long. RefSeq lists its product as uncharacterized. Gene Ontology annotation, cellular component: endoplasmic reticulum. NCBI's taxonomy places the organism in Eukaryota, Metazoa, Arthropoda, Insecta, Diptera, Drosophilidae. The record is from RefSeq and is a predicted model, not a curated record. The transcript is spliced from 9 exons. Gene Ontology annotation, biological process: negative regulation of phosphorylation. Bases 188 to 3691 code for a protein of 1167 amino acids. Gene Ontology annotation, molecular function: protein phosphatase 2A binding.
UACACGACACUACAUUGCAUUUCGAACUCAAGCAUAAACACAUUCAUUUGUUGCAAUUAUAUGCGAAUUUCGCGUGUAUGGUGAACCAAAUAAAAGAAAACCUUAAAAUUAAAUGUGAAGUUGUGUCAGAAUAAUCCUGUAGUGUUUUUUAAAGCAUCCCUGGCACCAGUGGAAAACAUUGGCAUCCAUGGCUUACUUUGGCGUCUAUAUACCGCCAUCCAAGGCGGGCUUUGAGGGCAAUUUGACCCAAUGUGCGGGCUCUAUAGCGGCCGACAACAUCAAGAUUUCGCCAGAAUGUCCGGCCAGUGCGGCCGAAGAAUCCUCAGCAUAUGAGGAUCCCGAAUAUCCACCUGACUCGCCACUUUGGUUGAUAUUUAAGGAGAAGUCCAAGGCGCUGGACGUCUUGCGCCAUUAUAAGGAGGCGCGUCUGCGCGAGUUUCCCAAUCGCGAGCAGGCCGAAAGCUACGUACAAUUCGGCUUCGAGAGCAUUCAGUCGCUGAAACGCUACGGCAAGGCCAAACCUGCCAGCAAGCCGGUGCAAUUGCCAACAACGUUGAGUUAUAAACCGACUUCUGGCAACGCGGAGAGUCCGUUUUCUUCGUCACCCACCAACAGCACGAGUGCUUUGCCGUGCUCUGGACUCCCACUGGCCAUGUCAAAUAUGUUACUUUCAUUACCAAACAGCAGCAACAGCAACAACAAUAGCAGCAGCAACAGCAACAGCAUCAGCGUUGGCAACGCCAAUUGCACUGGCAGUAGCAUCACUUCGUUAAAUGGGGAGCGUCCGCCGUUUCGGGCGCCAACCAAACAAGAGCUGGUCGACUUUCGCAAGCAAAUCGAGGCUGGCAAUUAUGAGCGGGUCAAGCGGAUUGUUUGGGACAAUCCACGCUUUUUGAUAAGCAGCGGGGAUACGCCAACCAGCUUGAAAGAAGGCUAUCGCUAUAACGCCAUGCACAUUUGCGCCCAGGUGAACCAGGCACGCGUUGCCGAGCUCAUAUUAAAGAUUGUUUCGGAUCGCGAAUUCACCCAGCUGUAUGCUGGAAAAAAGAGCAGCAGUGAAAUGUGUGCUGCUCUAAAUGUGAAUCUACUCGAUUAUUAUCUUAACAUGCCUGAUAAGGGACGCGGCGAGACCCCAUUGCAUUUUGCUGCUAAGAAUGGACACAUAGCCGUAGUUGAAGUGCUUACUUCGUAUCCACAAUGCAAGUCGCUAAAGAACACGGAAGGUAUGCAUCCCAAGGAAAUAAUAUGCCAACGUGUAGCCAACGCCAGUAUAGUGGUGAUAAAAAAGCUGGAACUCCUUUUGUCGGAGCCACAUUAUGUGCCCGUUCUACGAGCCAUAGGCAACCAGCUGCCACCGCAAGUUGGACAUCCCUUUACGCCUAAUGAUCCGCCGAUUUUGCAGCACAAGACGGACGAGUCGGAUCGACUUAAUGUGGACCUUAAGAUAAGCGCUUUGGCUGGUCCUAUGCCACGCGAGCAGGCAAUGAACUUCUUUCGUCGCUGGAAGACGCCGCCGCGAGUUGGUAGCAAUAUGGUAUCACCAUUGGUCAACUCAAGCUACAUCUCUCCCAUGAAGUCCCCGAGCAAGGCAUUUUUGAACGAAAGCUCUGGGAUUGUGUCGAGGCGGCGCGUGCUAUUCAGCCCACGAGCAGCGCCUUUAAAUGUAUCGCAAAACGAACCGAAUGGGAAUCACAAGCCCCAUCAAGACGGAUUGCUGCCGAAUGCCGAAGUGGACCCCAUUGAGCACAACAAUAAUUGCACGUAUAACCGUUGCGGUAUGCCCUCAACACCCAUACGUCAAAUGAAACCGGACCUGUUCUUAAAAUAUCGCGACACCUCCUCAUCUCCCGUUAUUAUGGAUGCAUCGCUCGACAUAUCGGAGUUAAGUCUAAAUAUAUCCGUGUCCACACUGAACGAUAGUUUCCGCGAGCGUCACAUCAAGAACUCGGACAUUGAGAAAGGCCUUGAAGUGGUUGGUCGACAGUUGGCCCGCCAAGAGCAGUUAGAGUGGCGAGAGUAUUGGGACUUUCUCGAUGCUUUUGUCGACAUGGCCUCAAUGGAUGGUCUUCGCCAGCUAGAGAGUUAUCUGUCUGCCAAGCAUGAGCAGGCGCAAGCCUCUAUGUUGGCAGAAAAAUCAGACCAGGCGUGGAACUUUUCUCAAAUGCGUCAGUAUAUAGAUUUAGUGGCAGAUCGCGCCAAAUCCAACAAUUCUGGAGUCUCGGGUGGCCCAAUUACGCAAGUAAUGACACCCUAUACCUGUGUGGAGAAGUCAUUGCAGGUGUUUGCGAAACGUAUUACCAAGACGCUCAUCAAUAACAUUGGAAACAUGGUGUCCAUUAAUGAUACAUUGCUCUCCGAGCUCAAAAGACUGAAAUCUCUCAUAGUGAGCUUCAAGGACGACGCACGUUUCAUUAGCGUAGACUUUGGCAAGGUUCAUUCGCGCAUCGCUCACCUUGUAGCCAGUUACAUAGCUCACUCGCAGGAAGUCAGUACCGCUUUGCGCAAUCAGUUGAUGCAGAUGCUGCGCAAGAUGUUGCAGCUGAAUGGUGAACGACGUGAACAUUUACACUGUGUAUGCGACAGUAUGCUACUUGUGCUGGAGCAGGCACCAACUGUCAAGCUGCCAGACGCACUGAAGACCGAGGACCUAUGCUCAGCCGCCUGGGAAUUGGAGCAGUGCUGCAAUUGUUUGUGGGAUGGGAAUCUCAGUCGGAAAACGAGCAGGCGAAAGCGUACUGAAUCUAUGCGAGCACAUGCGCAAGAUUUGGCCAAUGCAAGCUCAAUGUUGGCAACGGCCGCAGCCGCUCUUCAAAGCGCUGCCGUGUCCAAUGUGGAUGUCGUUUCACCUAUUCCCGCAACAAACACCUGGCGUAGCGACAACCAGAGCGAUGAUGAUGACGACGAUACCAACGAUGAUUCGUUCUUUUUCGAAUGUGGUGGUGGUGAUGACAGCACCGAUGAUGAGGAGAUAUUUAUGACGCCACCAGAAAGCAGAUCGCCAAUAUUGUCGUGUGACUUGGAUCCUCCUUACGAGCUUUUUAUUUUCGGCAAGGAGCCAACCAAGCGGGACUUAGAUGUUCUCAACGCUAUUUUCCACGUGGAAAUUGACAAAGAGUCGCUGCCAUUUGUUCAUGCCUGGCAAGUAGCCAUGGAAAGCUUCUCUACUGCCGAAAUGGAUCUCUUCCCUUCCCCGAAGAGCGUCCAAAAGAUGCAUAAGCCAUCGCAUUUUAUUGGUACCCCGCUCAAUACAACAAGCAACGCACCCAAUAGUAAAUCUAGCAGUAUUCUUAGUGACAGCGAUACGGUGCCCCAGCCGAAACGUCUGUUUACGUUCGCAACGCCCAAGAUUAAUACAGGUGCAACGCGUCGACAGGCACCCGGAACACCAACGACGCCACCAAAGCCGGCACGCCCACAACGAGGGCCAGACAAAUCGUGGCAAUUGGCAACCUCAUCGCCAAAACAGAGCUCGUCGCCAUUACCAUCGUUUGCAUCUCUUGCUAUGGCUACCGUACAUCAGAAACUUACUGUGGCCUCCGUAUCACAGUCAUUCCAAACGCCGCUAAACAAAAUGCGUGGUAUUUUUAGCAAGUAUCGCGAGGUUAGCCAGGAUGCCAGUCCCAUGCCAGUUUCGCCGGGCUAUGUUAAUAGCCGACUAAGCCGGUCGCUCUCCUUAGAAGAGAGCGACUGAUCAUUGGAAUAUGAAUAAAAUACUUAAAACAGGAUCCGAGCAGUUGCAUGUCGAACUGCCUAUUCUUAUUAUUAUUAGUCUUGAAUGCUGCCUGUCUUAAGGGAAACGUAAUUAAAAUUAAAUAAAACAUAAAGUAAAGUGAAACAUAAAGUAUAUUUAUUAGGUAUAAGUGCUCUUCUUCAUGUUUUGUUAGUUUAACAUUUCAUCGAGGUACGAAACUCUUUAAACAGGCAAUAUUCAAGUU